CUGGCCCGAUACAACCCGGUCACUACCACUGCUAGCAGCAGUAGCAGUAGCGGUAGCGGUGGUAACAGUAUGCUUCGUACUUGUGCUACAAAUGGUAUGCAAAAACUGAAGCCACACAGGCUAUGUAUUGUUUUGAUGCCAAGCAACAAUUUAGUAGCUGACCACACCAACGACUGAAAAGUCAGCUGAUUUAUUCUGUUGCAUAUACUGCGCAGAUAAGACAUACUCAUUUGUUCGAAAGUAAAGUCAACUAAAAAAAUAAUGAAAAAACUUUUUUUUCAAAGUCAUCGAGACUGAGGUAAAAGUGCAAUCGUUCUAUGUAGGUAAACGUCUUUUUCGAAAAUCUUUUCUUGUCAAAUCAAAAUACUUUUGUGACGUUUUAAUGAUGAAGACUCAGGCCGAAACGCCUCAGCUUCAUCGACCUUGAGCAGGACUUAUGCCUACCAACGAUUGAAUUGAACACAUCCUCAAGACUGUUUGAGCCGAUUACGCAAAGCUACAAGGGGCGACUGCGCAUCACCCGGCAUAUACCUUGCACCCGGCUGGCGUUGAAAAACCAUUCUAUUCUUCAUUUUCGUCUUCGCUUGAUUUCAUUUGAACUCUAGAAGUUAAAUUUGGGUGGACCAUUCCUCAUAAGUUGGGGACGCACAAGCCAGCAAGUCAUGGCCAUGCACCGAGCUCUUUCCUCAGUCACUAGGCUGGGCGCCGCGCGCUGUGCGGCCAGCUCGUGGCCGGCGACGCGGCUGGCGCACACGCUGCCCGACCUGCCGUACGACUACGGCGCCCUGGAGCCUGUCAUCAGCGCCGAGAUUAUGCAGCUGCACCACUCCAAACACCACCAGACCUACGUCAACAACCUCAACGUGGCAGAGGAGAAACUGGCCGAGGCCGUCGCCAAAAACGACACGAGCACCAUCAUUUCCCUGCAAGGAGCUCUGAAGUUCAACGGUGGCGGACACAUAAAUCACUCGAUCUUCUGGCAAAACCUCUGCCCGGGCGGCAGCGGCGAGCCGGAGGGCGAACUGUUGGCGGCGAUCCAGCGUGAUUUCGGCAGUUUCGAGGCGCUGAAGCAGCGCCUGUCGGCGGCCACCGUGGCUGUCCAGGGCUCCGGAUGGGGCUGGCUCGGCUACGACAAGGAGGCCGGACGCCUGCGCGUGGCCACGUGCGCCAACCAGGACCCGCUGCAGGCUACCACCGGUCUGGUUCCUCUGUUCGGCAUUGAUGUCUGGGAGCACGCCUACUACCUGCAGUACAAGAACGUGCGACCCGACUACGUCAACGCAAUCUACAAGGUUGCCAACUGGAAGGACGUGGCCGGUCGGCUGUCUGCUGCCCAGAAGUAAAUGACAGCACCUGUCUUGUAUAAUGGUAGAUGGCGCUACCCUGCCGAGUUGUGUCGUGGUUGUGCGCCGGUAGUCGUCGCUAUUUUUGGUUAAUGUUUGUGGUUGGUGACAGCGCUCGAUAAUGAAUUGUUUUGUACGGACAAUGCGAUAUCUCAGUCGUUGAAGUCAGUCUGAACAGGGCUCUGGUCGGGCCUGUAUGCGGCGUCAGAUGCCGGAGUGUUCGUUAGCUUCUAAAGCAUUUUGCAUUUGGACAGUGAUGGCUGGGAUUUUGGCUGACAGUGGUAUUCUGGACAAUAUAUUAUGCUGAUCUUGCUA
Molecule: messenger RNA, 1658 nt
Organism: Amphibalanus amphitrite
Lineage: Eukaryota; Metazoa; Arthropoda; Thecostraca; Balanomorpha; Balanidae
Product: superoxide dismutase [Mn], mitochondrial-like
Exons: 5
Coding region: 663-1343 (226 amino acids)
Biological process (GO): superoxide metabolic process
Cellular component (GO): mitochondrion
Molecular function (GO): superoxide dismutase activity; metal ion binding
Source: RefSeq, a predicted model, not a curated record